UAUUUACAUACAAACUGAUCUACAUUUACCAGAUAUAACUUCCUCAAUCAUAUGGUGUAAUAGAAAAAUAAUAACAAUGAAGUUUAAGACAUCGAUGAUGAUUCAGUUACUUUUUAUUCUUAAAGUUAUGCAUGCAGCUGAACCUGAUAAUCCUUGUCCAAGUAACUUAGAACAUAUAGUGGCAAAUAUGUGUACAGACGAUUCUGCAAUAGAAGACAGCGUUGAUGGAAGUAAAGCUGUUGAUAGUGUAUUAUUACGUAUAACGAAACAACAACACAACUGUAUAUGUCAUGUUAGUCUACAAAAUAAUGCGACUAACUAUACCAUAUAUAUGUCUAAAUACGAUGGACUGAGUAAAUCAGCCCCAGAACAAACAAACUGUGGACUUGCAGUAGAUGUCAAUUAUGUGGAUACAUCGUAUAGAACUCGAUCUCUUCAGUCGAUUUACUGUACCCAUGGGACAGGUUUGAGGUCUAUCGCUUUGGGUGGGAAUGAGCUAAUAUUGAAAUCAAGGAUUAUACCAGGUGACUUCACCAGAGGAUACUGUAUGAAAAUAUAUAGAAGUAAGCUAUUGAUUAGGAGUAUACAUGUAUCAAUUUGA
Messenger RNA from Mytilus trossulus (common blue mussel), 601 nucleotides. RefSeq lists its product as uncharacterized. The transcript has 3 exons. The coding region runs from base 77 to 601 and encodes 174 amino acids. NCBI's taxonomy places the organism in Eukaryota, Metazoa, Mollusca, Bivalvia, Mytilida, Mytilidae. The record is from RefSeq and is a predicted model, not a curated record.